AUGGUUGAGCGUCUCCGGAAGGUCAAAGAGCCUGGAGGCGCCGCACAUCAGAAGCGAAUCGACACCUUCUUCAAAGCACCGGCUCCGGUGUCUGCGUUGAGCGUGCAGGAGGUCGACGAUGAGAUUGGCGAGGAGCCAUGCAAAAAGGCAAGGCCAGUGGAGAUCGCCGAUGAUUCCCAGGAGCCUGCGCAGAAGAAGCUUCGAUCUCAAGAGCAGAUUACAGUGGAGGACUCCCAGGCCCCUACGCAGGACGACUCCCAGGCCCCCACUGUGCAGGACUCUCCA
Symbiodinium pilosum is the source of this 285-nucleotide messenger RNA. The record is from the annotation of a GenBank genome assembly. Lineage: Eukaryota; Dinophyceae; Suessiales; Symbiodiniaceae.